Messenger RNA from Thlaspi arvense, 1086 nucleotides. Lineage: Eukaryota; Viridiplantae; Streptophyta; Magnoliopsida; Brassicales; Brassicaceae. The record is from the annotation of a GenBank genome assembly.
AUGGGGUGUCUAACUGUUGAUUCACCAGAAGAUUUCAUGAAUUUCUGGUUGGAAUCAAAAUCGGUUGUUUUUCCACCAUGGAAAGGGGAGCAAGAAAACAAGUUACAAGAGAUAAGAGAAAGGAGAUAUCUCAUAGGCGCCGGGUAUCAAAGGAAGGAAGAGGAACAGCACUCGGAUGAGCUCAAAGGCCACGUCGAGUCGCUUGAUGCUCGUUUCUCAAAGCUCGAGUCUUUCCUCUUCACGCACCUUCCCCACACCCCCGCUCAACAGCCGCAAGCUCAGGAGUUCAGCUCCGCUCCAUCUGCGGUGCUGCUUUCCCCGAGCUCUAGUCGCCCUCCAGAUCCACCCGAUCGACCGGGAUAUGAUCAGAUCCGUGCUGAGCGCGGACCCAUCGAUGCUUCUCGCCCACAUCAACUCCCACAGAGUCUAUCCUCCCGCCUGACAAAAGUUGGAUUCCCUAUGUACAACGGUUCUAAGCUGCGAGAGUGGAUCUACCACUGUGACCAGUUUUUCGGACUGGAUAACACUCCUAUGGAGCACCGCGUCCCCCUAGCCUCGAUGCAUCUCGAAGACGAGGCCCUCGAGUGGCAUCACAACUUCAUCUCCGAGCGGUACGGUGUUUUGCCCUCCUGGUCUGACUAUGUGGUGGAGAUCUCGGGCCGGUUCAGCGGAAUCGUCAACGACCCUCUCUCAGAGCUUGUCUCCUUGAAGCAGGGCAGUGAUUCAGUCGAAGUGUACCUAAAGAAAUUCGAGAGUGUUCGGACUCGUGUUACUCUCACAGCUGCCCACGCCCUGAGCAUAUUUCUUACGAAUAUGCAGCCCCAUCUCUCAUUACAUGUUCGACAGUUUGUGGUUACUUCUAUCUCGGCGGUGGCAAGAAUCGCAAAGCUUCAUGAGGCCGCUCUUGCUCAAACGCCUCAACGAAGUCUCCGAGCUCCCUUCAAUCCACUAGCAACUCAGAAGUACUCGGUUUGUUAUCCGGUUAAGGGUCAAAUGUUAGAUUCGGCUGUACUUAAGAUUCACGGAGGAUCUCUAGUCAGCGUACCCUACAUCGCUAACAACUCUGUUUCAUAUGAGACAGUAUAA